Dermatophagoides pteronyssinus (European house dust mite) is the source of this 3251-nucleotide messenger RNA. It is a transcript of the gene Aasdh, whose product is annotated as Aminoadipate-semialdehyde dehydrogenase. Gene Ontology annotation, molecular function: protein binding. The record is from RefSeq and is a predicted model, not a curated record. Lineage: Eukaryota; Metazoa; Arthropoda; Arachnida; Sarcoptiformes; Pyroglyphidae. Gene Ontology annotation, biological process: amino acid activation for nonribosomal peptide biosynthetic process.
UAUUAAAUAAAAAAUUCAUUCAGCUUUUAGAUCAAAAUGAUGAUGAUCAUAAUGAUGUUGUUGAAAAUUCUUUUCUUUUAUCUAAAUCGGCUAUUUCUUACAUCGAUUUCGAUGCUAAUGUACAAACAAUUUCCUAUCAAAAACUUUUGGAUUAUUGUCGCCAAAUUCGUAAACGUUUAAUCGAAUCAUUAGAAUUAAAUGAUAUUAAACCCAUAAAAAUAUUGGAAAAUGUUUCCAUUGAUAAUUGUGAAAAAAUUUCAAUUAAAAUUCCCCAAACAUUAGUUAUUUAUGGUGAUUGUGGAUUAUGGACACCUAUUUUUAUGUUGAUUGCAAAUAUAAUGAAAUUAUCAUUUUAUUAUGUAUCGGAUCAAGAAAUAUUAGUAAAAAAUAUUGAACAAUUUAAAUCAUUAUCAUUGUUAACAGGUAUUCUAAUCACUCAUCGUUAUCGAAGUCAAGAACUUGAACAAAUUUUAAAUUCUUCCACUGAUGAUGAGUUUAUCAUCGAUAAUAUUAUUGAUGAUUUUUUUAUUUUUCUAAAAAAGUCAUCACCAAUUGAUAAUCAUCAUGAUGACGAUAUUGAUAAAGAAUUUCAAUCAAUAAACAUUUCCUAUCUAAUCAAUACGUCCGGUACUACAACCUCGAUAAAUCGUAUAUCGAAUAAUACGAAUAAUUCGAAUGUUGUUGUUUCGAACAAAACAAUUUUUGUUACACAUUCAUCUAUUCAACGAAAUGUUAUCGAUUUUUGUAAUGAAUUCAAUCUAAUAGCUGAUGAUAUUGUUCUAAUAUGUUCAUCAUUUUCAUUUGAUCCAUCAAUCUGUGAUAUGUUUUUGGCAUUAUCAUCAUUUUCUCAUUUAAUUAUAACCGAUAAUAGUGUUAGAAAUGUUGGCGAAAAUUUUGCAAAAAUUAUUUCCGAAUUCGAAAUCACCUAUAUGACAAUAACUCCAUCACUUUGGUAUCGAAUCAAUUAUUAUUUAUUGAAAAUUUUUCAAAAAUCAUCAUCAUCAUCAAUUCAUUUACGUUUCGUAAAUUUUGGCGGUGAAAUAUGUCCAAAUCAAAAUCAAUUGAAAAUUUUUCAACAAUAUCCAAUCGAAUUUCGUAAUCUUUAUGGCCUAAGUGAAAUGAGUGUAUGGGCUUCAAUGUUUAAAAUCGAUGGUAUCAGUUCCGUUGAUCAAGAAAUUCCUAUUAUGGGUCGUUCACUGAUCGAUACUAAUGUAUCAUUAGAUCAAUAUAAUGAAAUAAUAUUGGAAAGUAAUGUACGAAAAUGUUUAAUAUUCGAAUCGAAUAAUAUUGAAUGGAGCUGGUAUUCUCGAUUGAUGACCAAUGAUUUUGGUAUCCAAAUCGAUAAUAAUCUUUAUUUUGAUCGAAGAAAAAGUUUUGAAAAUUUUAUCAAAUUGAAUGGAAUAAAAUGUCAUUUACGUGCAAUUGAACAAUCAUUGAUACAAGAAUUUGGUAAACCUGAUGAUGAUCAUAAUGAUUUUUUUAUUCAAAAUAUUUUGAUUAAAGAAGAUGAAUGGCAAAAUAAUCUUCGGUUUUUAGAAAUUAUAACAACUAUUUGUAGUACUAAACCUGAUCAAUAUGAUAAUGAUAAUAUUAAACAAAAAAUUGCUACUUUUAUUCGAAAAUUUUAUCCAAAAAUAGCAUUUCGAAUACAUUUGAUUGAUUCAUCAAGAAUUGUUUGUUUGAAUACAAAUUCUAAAUUAGAUAUUAGUAAAUUAUAUCAAAAUAUUGAUCCAAAUCAAAUACCUACCCUGUCCAAUGAUUUGAUUUGUAAUGAAAUCAAAUCAAUUAUUUCGAAAAUAUUACAUUCAACAGAAAUUGCAACCGAUAAACCGCUUAAUAGCUAUGGAAUCGAUUCAAUGAUGGCAGUCGAAAUUACCACUUCAAUUGAAGAUUUAUUUUCAUUAUAUAAUGAAGAUAUUUAUCCAUUAUUAUUCACUCAUACGAUUGAUCAACUUGUCGAUGUCAUUAUUCAUAUGAUUGAAAUACGAAAAUCUAAUAAUAAAAAACAACGAACAUCUAAAAGAUAUGUCGAUCGGAUAAAAUCUUUCGAUACUAUCGUUUCGAUAUCGAAUUCGUCAUUUCGAAUCGAACAUUUAUGGUCAUAUUUUAUGGAACAAUGUGUCGAUUCUUCACCAUUGUUGAUUCACUUGGAUGAUUCGAUGACAACAAUGAUAAUUUGUACAUCACAUUCCGGAUUAAUCAAUACUUUUGUUGAAAAUAUUGAACAAAAAAAUUAUUAUUCCAUACGAUGGUCACAAAGAAUUGCUAAUCGUAUUGAAGCAAAUCCUAUCGCUAGUUCGGAUUGUGAACUUGUCUAUGUUGCCGAUUAUUCGGGUUUAAUUCAAGCUUUUGAUUUGAAAUCUGGUCGUAUAGUAUGGCAAUCAAAAACUAAUGAUCAAAUCAAAUGUUCACCAAUAAUAUUUGCCGAUUCUUCAAUUGGUGAAUUAAUUCUAUGUGGUUCUUAUGAUCAUAAUCUAUAUUGUUGGCAACAAUCAAAUGGUUAUAUUCGUUGGAAAAUCGAUGUAAAUCAAUCGCCAAUUUUUGCCAGUCCUAUUGUUUGGUAUGAUCAACUUGGUAAUAAAUGGUUUGCUGUUGUUUGUACGCUGAAUGGUACGAUAGGUUGUUAUCAUCUGAUCGAUGGUCAACAACGUUGGAAAUAUAAUCAUUCGAAUCGACCAAUAUUUUCAACACCAAAAAUUUUCAAAGAUAAUCUUAUAGUCGGAAUGACUGAUUCAAGAUUGAUUUCCAUAUCAUUACAGAAUGGUUUGAUAAUAUGGGAAUUGUUAUUGGAAAAAAUGCCAAUAUUUUCAUCACCUUGUCUAGUCAAACAAAAUGAUAAUGAUGAUGAUUGUCGAAUUAUUAUUGGAACAAAUGGUUGUUCGAUUAUGUGUACAAAAUUCAAUUCCAAACAACCAGAAUGGAUAUUCAAAACUGAAUCGAAUGUUUAUGCCGAUAUUAUUUAUCUAACCGAAUUCGAACGAUUAUUAGCAAUCGAAACAAAUGGUAAAAUUCAUCUAUUAAAUCCCAAUGAUGGACAAUCAAUUCCAAUCAAUGGUUUCGAUCAUUUUAAUGCUGAAAUAUUUUCAUCACCUGUUUAUAAUGUUAAUCGAAAAACAUUUUUAAUUGGCUGUCGUGAUUCAUAUGUACAUUGUUUAUCGCUUAAAGAAUCUGUUUAAUCAUUCAACAACAACAAAAUAGACACGUAUUUCAAUUCUGAAUUGAUAUUAUUAUUUCUUUAUUUCUUAUUAAAA